Molecule: messenger RNA, 2901 nt
Organism: Aureococcus anophagefferens
Lineage: Eukaryota; Pelagophyceae; Pelagomonadales; Pelagomonadaceae
Exons: 2
Coding region: 1-2901 (966 amino acids)
Biological process (GO): rRNA catabolic process
Cellular component (GO): nuclear exosome (RNase complex); cytoplasmic exosome (RNase complex)
Molecular function (GO): endonuclease activity; RNA binding; 3'-5'-RNA exonuclease activity
Source: RefSeq, a predicted model, not a curated record
AUGGACGCCGCAAUCGUCACGUACGCGCGCAAGACGCGGCGCGGCGCCGUCCGCAAGGAGGUGGCCGAGAAGUACGUGCGCGACGACGUGGGCUGCGGCCUGCUGCGCGGCGCGCCCGUCGACGCGGCCUUCAUCGCGUCGACGGCGGAGGCCGCCCGGCGGGCCGGCGAGCCCUGCGGCUGGGUCGUGCCGGACACGAACGUCGUGCUCCACCAGAUGGACGUGCUGGAGCACGGCGGAGUCGACGCGACGCUCCUCGACCGGCUCAUCAUCUGCCAGACCGUGGCCGAGGAGGUGAAGCACAACGACCGCCAGCUCUUCCGGCGGCUGUGCGCGCUGCUCGCCGACGAGAGGCGGGACGUCGUGCUCUUCGCGAACGAGCACGUCGCGGGCUGCGCGCCCGCGCGCGGGCCCCGCGAGUCGCCGAACGACGCCAACGACCGGGCCAUCCGCAGCGUCGCGGCGACCUUCGCGGCGAUCUGCGGCGCGGACGGCGACCCGCGGCGCUUCGCGGGCGUCGUGCUGGUGACGGACGACGCCGCGUGCCGCGCGCUCGGUAUCAAAGAGCGCCUCUACGCGCUCGCGACGGCGGAGCUCGCGGGCCACGCGCCGGCCCUCGCGGACCUCGUCGCGGACCGGUCCGCGGCCGCGCCGCGCGCGGACCGGUCCGCGCCGCGGCCCAAGCUCUACGGCCCGCACGCGCCCAUGUCGGAGCUGCUCCGGGGCGUCGCCGCGGGCGACCUCGUCGAGGGCGUCUUCCGCGCGUCCCGCGGCUCCAGCUGGCACGGGAGCGUCGCCCUGAAGGACGGCGCGCGCUGCGCCGUCGACGGCGGCGCCGCGGUCAAUCGCGCGCUCGACGGCGACCACGUCUGCGUGCGCCUCGGCGCGCCGCCGGCCCUCGGCGCCGCGCCGGAGCCCGAGGACGCGGACGCGGCCGCCGCCGGCGCGACGCUCGCGGCGGACUGCGGCGACGGCGAGGCGCCGCCCGCGUCCGAGGUCGCCGGCCACGUCGUCGGCGUGCUCAAGCGCGAGCCGCGGCAGUUGUGCGGGUCGCUCGACGAGGCCACGGGCGACGUCCACGCGACGCGGGCGCAGUCGGUGCUCUUCGUGCCCGUGGACCGGCGCUUCCCGAAGGUGCGCGUCGAGACGCGGCAGCUCGCGCGGCUCGCGGGCAUGCGCGUCGUCGUCGCCGUCGACGCGUGGGCCGACGACGAGCGCUACCCGCGGGGCCACUACGUGUCGACGCUCGGCAAGCGGGGCGACAAGGCCGUCGAGACGGCGCUGAUCCUGCAGGAGCUCGAGGUCGCGACGGCGCCGUUCUCGACGGCCGUGCUCGCGUGCCUGCCGCCCGAGGGCGAGGCCUUCGUGAUUACGCAGGAAGAGGUCGCGCGGCGCAUGGACCUGCGCGCGCUCGACGUCUGCUCCAUCGACCCGCCGGGCUGCCGCGACAUCGACGACGCGCUGCACUGCGUCGGCCCGCUGGCCAACGGCAACUACCAGGUCGGCGUCCACAUCGCGGACGUGACGCACUUUGUCGCGUCGGGCUCGCCGCUCGACCUCGAGGCGGCGAAGCGCGGCACGUCGACGUACCUCGUGGACCGGCGCCUCGACAUGCUGCCCAUCCUGUUGACGGCGAACCUGUGCUCGCUGCGCGGGGGCGUCGAGCGGCUGGCGUUCUCCGCGUUGAUGGAGCUCACGCCCGCGGGCGACGUCGUCGCCGCGGAGUUUGCGAAGACGGUCAUCAAAAGCCGCGCGGCGCUGACGUACCACCAGGCCCAGGUCUUCAUCGACGACGCCGACGGCGCGCACGACUCCGGCCCCGUGGCGGCGUCCGUGCGGCGCCUGGCGAAGCUCGGCCGCGCGUUGCGCGCGAAGCGCAUGGCCGCGGGGGCCCUGACGCUCGCGUCGCCGGAGGUCAAGUUCAUGCUGAGCAACGAGUCCGACUCGCCGACGGACGUCGGGGCCUACCAGCUCGUCGAGGCGAACUCGACCGUCGAGGAGUUCAUGCUCCUCGCGAACGUCGAGGUCGCCAAGUUCCUUUUGAAGAAGUACCCCGCGCUCACGAUCCUCCGCCACCACCCGGCGCCGCCGCCCGAGCGCUUCGAACGGCUCCAGGCCAUGCUCGCCGCGCACGGCUUCGACCUCGACGUGGCCACGUCCAAGACCCUCGCGGACUCGCUCGACGCCGCGGCCAAGCCCGACGACGCCUACUUCAACCAGCUCGCGCGCAUCCUCACCACGCGCUGCAUGGCCCCGGCCAAGUACUUUUGCUCCAACGACAAGGACGCGCCGGACUACGUCCACUACGGCCUCGCCGCGGCCGUCUACACGCACUUCACGUCGCCCAUCCGGCGCUACGCGGACGUCGUCGCGCACCGCCUCCUCGCCGCGGCCGUGGGCUUCUCGCCGCUGCCGCCGGCGCUCGGCCGCGGCGACGCGAAGCCCGAGCUCGCCCGGGUCUGCGCGAACCUGAACCGGCGGAACAAGAACGCGCAGGUCGCGAGCCGCGAGUCCAUCGCGCUCUACACGCGGCUCUUCUUCAAGGACAAGCCGCAGGCCAAGGUCGCCGCGCGCGUGCUGAGCCUGUCGCCGCGGAAGAUCGACGUGCUCGUGCCGCGCUACGGCAUCGAGGCCACGCUCUACCUCGCGCCCAAGGCCGUCGACGACGCCGCGCUCGAGAAGGUCGUCCGCGCCGACGACGCCGACGACCUCGCGCUCGCGUGGACGGACCCGGGCGGCGCCGCCGUCGCGCUCCGCGUCUUCGACGCCGUCGAGGUCGACAUCUUCGUCGCGCCGCCGGCGUCCGCGGCGGAGGACGUCGGCUCGAUCCGCGUGGAGCUCGUGAGCCCCGCGCCGCCGGACUUCGGCGGCGAGCCCGCGGCGAAGAAGCGGCGCGUCUAA